AUGUCUUUGAUUGAAAGUGCAUUGGAACUUGAAGAAAUCGACGUAAAUUAUUACAGAAGUAGGACCUUACGGAUACCUUUAGGGGGCAGAGGAGUUUUUGGUGGUCAAAUAGUAGGUCAAGCACUCGUGGCAGCAAUCAAAACUACUCCAAAAGAAUUUAAUGUUCACUCUUUACACUCUUAUUUUGUUUUACCUGGUGAUAAUAUAAUUCCUAUCCUUUAUGAAGUUGAGCGAAUAAGAGAUGGUAAAAGUUAUUGCACUAGAACAGUAAAAGCCAUACAAAAAGGGCGAUGUAUAUUCACUUUGAUUUGUAGCUUUACGGUGACUGAACCUUCAGGUAUAGAACAUCAGUAUCCUAUGCCUGAAUGUCUGGAAGAAUUAAUGCGAGAAUUUGUAAAACAAGAAAAAGUACCUAGAUGGUAUGCAAAGUAUUUGGAAAAGAAAUUAGAACUAGAGAAUUCGCCAAUUGAGAUUCGUAAUACAGAGAUUCUUGAAGUGAAUGAUCUUUUAUAUCCGAAACAAUCAAACAAUCAGAAAAUGUGGAUCAAGGCAAAAGGAAAAUUAGGUGAUGAUAUUUCUUUUCACAAAAGUGCAAUUGCAUAUGCCAGUGAUUUUAGUUUACUUUAUACCGCCGCUCGACCACAUGGAAUUUCUCCAAUUUCUAAAAUGCGAAUAGGAAUGUUGGCAUCUUUAUGUCACUCUAUUUGGUUUCACGAUUCAAACUUUAGAGCUGAUGAAUGGCUUUUAUAUACAAUGGAAACUCCUAAAGCGGCAGGUGGCCGUGCAUUGGCCUCGGGACGGAUUUAUACGCAAGAUGGAAGAUUAAUUGUUUCAGUUUCCCAAGAAGGUGUAUUACGUCUUGAUAAAAAGAAAUCAAAAAUAUAA
This is a messenger RNA of Ambispora leptoticha, 885 nucleotides long. NCBI's taxonomy places the organism in Eukaryota, Fungi, Glomeromycota, Glomeromycetes, Archaeosporales, Ambisporaceae. The record is from the annotation of a GenBank genome assembly.